Messenger RNA from Dicentrarchus labrax (European seabass), 2278 nucleotides. RefSeq names its product purinergic receptor P2Y2, tandem duplicate 1 (gene p2ry2.1). The transcript has 5 exons. Gene Ontology annotation, molecular function: A1 adenosine receptor binding; G protein-coupled UTP receptor activity. The record is from RefSeq and is a predicted model, not a curated record. Gene Ontology annotation, biological process: G protein-coupled receptor signaling pathway. Gene Ontology annotation, cellular component: plasma membrane. Bases 288 to 1334 code for a protein of 348 amino acids. NCBI's taxonomy places the organism in Eukaryota, Metazoa, Chordata, Actinopteri, Moronidae.
UGUGGAUAUUAAUGCAUAGCCAGUUUAACAAGAAAAACCACAGGCUACUUUAUUGCUGAAUAGUAAGUUGUGCUUGGUUUGGUAUGGCAUGCACACAGCAGGUCAGAAGAAUUUGUACAAAAGGGGCCGCUCUGUCUCAGGUCUGUUAUCUGUUAAAUUUAACCAGCAGAUGUUUUCGAAGAGAAAACAGGAGAAAGCAAAGGGUGCCGAGAAUAGUGUCAGAGAGAGAAGAAAAAAAGAGCGCUGUGGGUUAACUCAUCAGAGAAACAAGUGUUUUCACAACCAAGAUGGCCACCUUUGACAACAAUGAGUCCACCCUAUUCAAUACCAGUGCCUUCUACUGUAAAUUUCAAGAAGAUUUUAAAUAUAUUCUGCUUCCUGUCAGCUAUGCCCUGGUCUUUGUAAUUGGCCUGGCGCUGAACGCCACAGCGUUGUAUGUGAUUGUGUUCCGUACUAAGCGCUGGAAGCCGUCCACUAUCUACAUGUUCAACCUGACGAUGUGUGACACUCUCUACAUCUUCACUCUGCCCUUCCUCAUCUAUUACUAUGCAGAUGAGAAUGACUGGCCCUUCAGUGAACCGUUCUGCAAGCUCAUACGCUUCCUGUUUUAUGCCAACUUAUAUGGUUCCAUUCUGUUCCUGUGCUGUAUCAGUCUGCACCGGUUUGUGGGUAUCUGCUAUCCAGUCCGCUCCCUCCACUGGGUCAGCGCUCGUCAGGCCAGGCUGGUAUCUGUGGCAGUGUGGGCCUGUGUUUUAUUCUGCCAGGCACCUGUUCUCUACUUCUCAAGAACUAGGGAUGUGGACGGAGAACGGGUCUGCUACGACACGACCAGCCCGGAGCUUUUUGAUGACUUCCUAGUGUACAGCUCAGUUGUGUCAGUUCUCAUGUUUGCCCUGCCCUUUAUGGUGGUGAUGGUGUGCUAUGGCCUCAUGGUGCGGAAGCUUCUAGAGCCUGGCUGGGGGUCCGAAGGGGGAAUUGAGGGGCGAGAGGGGGGCCUGGCAGCCCACCGUUCCAAGCAGAAGUCAGUGAAGAUGAUCAUCAUCGUGCUGGCAGCGUUCAUGCUGUGCUUCCUCCCCUUCCACCUCACCAGGAGUCUGUACUACUCCUUUAGAUACCUAAGGCAGGUCAAUCCAGCACAGAUCAGCUGUAGUUUGCUGGAGGCCUCCAGUGUGGCCUACAAGGUGACCCGACCUUUUGCCAGCGCCAACAGUUGUCUGGACCCUAUCCUUUACUUCCUGGCUGGGCAGGACGCCCGCAGCAACCUCACCAAGAAGAAAAAGUCAGCUUUAGUGAAACCAACAGGUGUGAGCCAAAGCUUAACAACGCAACUCUGAUCCAAUACUUCAAAUCUUGGAAAAAGUUUAUGAGGACAAGUCUUGUACUAUGUAUGGAGAAUGCACUUUUAAAUCUUAAAUGUCCGCCGGUUGUCUGUUUAGCAAGCACACAGGACCUUUGAAUCUCUCUAUCUCGCAAGUGUGGAGUUAAAACCAGGGAAACACUUUAAAAUCCUACUGCAAAAAGUCUUAGCAUAAUUCAUUUAUCACUUGAGAGUUUUACAAAGUACAGUGGAGCACACUCUUAACAGGUCUAGGCUGUAUUACAGAAACUUCCUAACGUGCAGCUACUGUUUUAAGUCUUUGGUAACCUUUAGACUUUCAAUGUAUAUUUCAGUAUUUAGGAGUUCCUCACCUGAGAUAAGAUAGGAUGAAAUAAGAUAAGGAUUUCUAAAGUUAGGAUUUGCUUCUCUGAUACCAAACUGAGAAAAAGACCCUUUCUAUCCUAACUUAAGAUAGGAUGUUUCUGUAAUAAAGCCACUGUAAUUACAUGUUCAGAUCUGACCAAAUGUAAAAAUCUAAUAUAUAGUACAGUUACGAUGACUGCAGGUUAUAAAUAAACAUCUAAAUCAUUUAGUUCAUUCCUAAAUAAAGACAUUAAAAGGAUUUCUAGAGAUUAUAUUUUUAUUUAUGUUUGAAAUGCCACAGUAUAAUGUAGGGACAGAACUAAACUACACAGUUCUCAAUAGCUGGGUUUUGUUGAUUCUAACACCUGUUGUUUGAAUGUCUGUAUAGGAACAAAAAGGUUUUCCUCAGCUCUCCUUACUCUGAGCCACAUAUCAGACAAAAAUAGCGUGUGUGUGUGUUCAGCAACUUUUAUGGUUUUUGAGGUUUAUUUUGAAUGUCCCAUAGUAGUAUGUGCUUGCGUGUUUGUCACCUUGUGUUACAAAAUGUGAAGGAAUUAAUAAUUAUGUUUUAAUAAAGAUCUGUACAUUUUGACAAAA